UACUGGAAUUGAACUUGAACUCCCUAUAUGCUACCUUUUGGGUUGUAUUUAAUGAUCUACGCAGUUUGCUCGAGGCCAACCGUGAGUCACGUUUUUUUAAUUGGGGUGAAAUUAAAGAGAUUUUUUUUUUCCUUUUUGGUGGCUGGAAAGUGCACCCAGCUGAAAACCAUCAACCAUUUAGACUCCAUGCUUCAUUUGAAUUGUGAUUCUGGACGAAAGUCAAGGAUGACAACUUGUUUUCGAGCACUUUGCUGCAAGGGACCACCACCUGCUCGCCCCGAAUAUGAUUUGGUUUGUAUAGGUCUCACAGGCUCUGGGAAGACCAGUCUGUUGUCCAAGCUCUGCAGCGAAAGCCCGGAGAACGUUGUGUCAACCACAGGUUUUAGUAUAAAGGCAGUGCCAUUCCAGAACGCCGUUUUGAAUGUAAAAGAACUUGGAGGAGCUGACAAUAUCCGGAAAUACUGGAGUCGCUACUACCAAGGCUCUCAAGGGGUCAUAUUCGUAUUAGACAGCGCCUCCUCAGAAGAUGAUCUAGAAACUGCUAGAAACGAGCUGCACUCUGCUCUCCAGCACCCACAGUUAUGCACUUUACCCUUCUUGAUAUUGGCUAAUCACCAGGACAAGCCAGCAGCCCGCUCAGUACAAGAGGGUAUGUUUUUUUUCCCCUCUCCUUCCGAAAGCUGCAGCGCCUCGAGUGUCUUAGGAUUAAAGUGAUUAAUGGGAAUGACGUUGCCCUUCAUCUGAAGAAGCAGAUAAGGAACAAGGAGUACGAUGUGAUUGAGCUCGGCUAACACCUUUGUUCCUGUGUCUGGCUUCCUACCAACUCACUCUAAUUGCAUAGGAUUAAUUUGAAUGAUUUAUUCUAAUUUCACAGUAUUAAAUGGAAGAGAGAGCAUGUAUAGAUACUUUUCAUUUGUUUAAAACAAAACAAAACAAAACAAAACAAAACAGUGAAACACUGUGAUUUAUUACUCAGCCCACAGAGCUGUCUGUGGCUGCCUCCGUUCGUCUUCAAGACUCCAUUGGAUUCUGGAAUGUAUGUUUGACAGUAAUUAAAGGAAAUUAGCGGCCUGGUGUUGCACUCCUUUAAUCCCAACUCAGGAGGUAGAGGCAGGCAAAUCUCCGAGUUUGAGGCCAGCCUGGUCUACAGAGCAAGGUCUAGGACAGUCAGGGCUGCACAGGGAAACCCAGUCAUGAAAAGCCCUCCCACAGCCCCCCUCCCAAAAGAGAAAGAGAAAUAGCCGUUUAGGUCAUCGCCAUUUAGGUCAUCAGCAUUCAGCUCUCCUACACUGCAGUUGUGAUGCCUCCUGGAUCUGUUCUUAGCGUCCUGGUCUGUGGGAUCACCCGGCCCCAUCAGACUUUCUGUCUGCAGAAGGAAUAUGAAGGAAUAUGCCGCCAUGGGGUGCCACCAGUGCUGUGUCUGUUUACCUUGCGAGGUGCCUUACUCUCAAGUACAUUGUCAUCCACACAGGCAGUAUGGAAACCAAGUCUUCCUAUAAAUAUAGUUAUCUCUGUAUAAAAGUGUGUAUGACAUGUUAGAAUGAUGUUAGAUGUAGUAGCCGACAGGAUUUUUUUUUUCAGGUUUUUAAAGAAGCUUUUUCUUAGAUAACGAAUCACAAAGACAAACUUUUUUGAAAAGUUUAUUUUCAUCAUUUUCAAUUCUGUGGGGAAGGGAACGUGAAUGUGAGUGUAGAUGGCCUCCCGGAGGCAGCGGGCGACAGAUCCCCCGGGAACCGAACUUGUAUCCUCCGGGAGAGCAGCGCAUGUUCUCUACACUGGGCCAUGUCUUCAGCCCCCAACAAAAACAUUAUUUAAACUUAAUACAUGAUUCACAGCACUCUCUGUAGGAAUUAAAGACUCACAUUUAGUGAAGGAAGCUUCUAGCAGUUAAUUGGUUCUGAGUUUUCCUCAUGUGUGUUAACUAUAUCUCCUUAAAAAACAAACAAAAAAAAAGCACAAAUAAUUUUCUUAGGUGAUUUUGCUUGUAAAUAGAAUUUAUAGAAUACCAGUUUGAAGAUAUUUUAAGUAAAGCACUUUUCCCUUGUCAACACAGAACAACACAUAUCAUACAGGUACAUGUUUGCAGAACAUUUUGGAGUAUUUUAUAGGGUACGGGGAACAUUCCUUGGUAGACCUAAAGUCUGUAGGCGCAUAAGGAAGAGCUCACCCUAGCUUCAGUUUGGCUAUGAAGAGAAAGCGAAGCAUCCAGUCUUUCUCUUAAUGACAAAGAGGUUACUCUCUAUAGUGUGUUUCUGUAAAGCCCGGUUGAAGUGUUUUAAGAAUUAAAUCAAUACCGUAUUGUUAGCAUAAAAAUGGAGUUGUGAAACUGAAUCUCCCAUGUUGUAUAAACAAUAACGUCAAACCGGGUUGGAAACAGCAGGCCAGAGUAGGACAUUUAAAAGCAGAGUCCCCAGCCACUUGAAAUACAUUUUAGACGCUUGUGUAGAAAUGACUGUAGACAUCUUUCUGAUGUUCUUCCUUUCGUUCAGAUGCCACUUGCUCUGUGCCUUACAGCUGUGUGAACAUCCGUUUGUUUGUGCCUACUAGUUUGCAUGUAUAUUUGGAGGCUCUUUGAGUGUUAGAAGGUUGAUAUUUUACUCUGCAAAGGAUCUAAUUUUUAAGGGGGAAAUUCUGCUAAGAAAAAAAAGAAUCAAGGAAAAUAUAUUCAGCUUACCAGGAAGCGCCAACAGAAUGACAUGGUUAGGAAACAAGUGUGCCCUCUUAGACUUGUUGAUGCUCUCUUCCUGAAAAUUGCUCUAGUUUAUGUUUUCUGGGGGGGAAACGUGCCAGGAUUUGUCUGGUCGCUCGAGUAAGAUUUAAGAAUUCACAGUGUUUAUUGAGAUAACUGCUAACUUAAAAGUGGACAGGAGCCAGCGAGACCCAGAGGAGAAGCAGGAGUAGUCGCCAGGGUUCUGACGAGAUAAAAAUCAUCAGGAAGUUAAAUAUUUUAGCUCCAUCUCAUGCUGUGCAUGUUGCUGUCUGUAUGGAGCACGGAAUUAAGAAAGGAAGACAAUGGUGAAAAUUACUCCAUAACCCACAAACAGGCAGCUUGCCCAACUCUCUCAUUGCCCUUGGAGAAACAAGAGGAAUCUUGUACGUAGCCUAUCUUUCCCUUCCCUUCAACACUCACCUGGUAGUGAUUUGUUCAGCUUACCAGAAUUUUAAGAUUCUGUGUCUUGAAAGUUGAUAGUAGGAGCAUACAUUGUUGUUUUUUUUUUUAAAACAAAACAAAACAAACAAAUGCCAUGGGAAAAUACUUGGUAAAAGGACACCCUAUAUACUGCUGGAAAGCCAGACAAUUCUUACACCAGAUGUUUCUUCUGCUCACUGUAGGGGAGGUGUGGUUGCUGUAGUUUUCCAGGAUAUAUUCAUAUCAUCCACUUUUCUCUAUGGAAAACAUACCGGAAAAAGCUCGGCUCGUGCCAAGUGGCCCAGUUGAUCGAUGAGGAGGAAAUCUGGUCUAAUUUAAAUGGUAAAGCUGCUGCAGAAUGAGAACUCUUCAGAGUAAAUCGUUGGGAUUUUUAUUUGUAUUGAAUUGUAAUUGUAUCUAAUUUGUUUUACAACUCCCUUCGGAGAGCUUACUUCAGUUCUGAAGUUACUAAGUAGACCAGGAGUAUUUUAUGAGAAGUUAAGUUGAUGUAGUACUCAAUAAUGUAAUCCUAUUUUCUCUCUACAUAGUUGCUGACCACCAUUUUUUUUACUUCCCUGCUUUUAAAAAAAAAAUCUUAUUUUUGUUUUAUUGGUUUUAUCAGGCCAUAUAAAAUGACACAUUUUGUUAACAUGAAAGAAACAGUCCUUAUUUUUGGCAAUUUUAUUUGACUCGUGUUCAUAAGGUAUCCUUAAUUCAGAAUUAUGUAACCUUUUCAAAAGUGCUACAUUAGAAAAGCACUAUUGAAUGUCUUUAUUGCUGCAAAUAUUAACUGAAAAAUAUGAAGACCGUGAAACAGAUUUUUGAAGCAGAAUUACAAGGCCCAGUGACUUGAUUAGUUUCCUGCUUCAUUAAUUAUACCUUGGGAAAUACAGAUUCUAAAUUAGAGUGUCAAUACCACACUGAAAUUUGUGAUUAUAGUGUCUGUUAAUUUUUGAUGUCCUGUGUGUGCAUGGAGCAUGGUGUUAUAUUUGGAAAUGAUAGAGUAGAAAUGUGAAAGCGUUUUAAAGCAUUACCGGGUUCUUUAGACCAUGUUUCUUGGAGGAAUAUAUACGUUCAGUUUUUCUAAGCAGUGCAUUCGAUUCUCAGGGGUUUUAAUCUGCAGGCAGCAUGCAUCUGGAAGAUGCAUACAUGUGAUUUUUAUGGCAUUUAUCUAUCACGCUUAAUCGUAAUUCCCGUGUAGGAUAGUCUUCAUGUUGCACACCUUUCUCCUUUCUUUAAUACGCGUCACCAAGCCAUGCAUCCCUAGUUCUCAUCCUUUAUUUCGUAUUGGUAAUGCUCAACUACAGGGCAGUUCUCUUGAGUAGUUCUAUGAAGGAACUGUAGACAAGGAUCCUCUCAGAAUUUCCACGACGAUGACAAAUCUUUUAUUAGAAAACGUGCAGCACUGUUAAAAUUGUAUAAAGCGCUUAGUUCACCGAAUGUCACUUUCUGUGUGUGGGGGACAACAGUUCUCAUUGGGAAGUGUGCUGUACUCGAAGCCUGAGGAGUUCUCCGUGUAUCUUGACCUGCCUCUUGGCAGCAUCUUAGAAUACUGAUUUGAUUUCACAUAGAGCAGCGCACAUACCUAUGGUGUGAGCAGUUUGGAAACUCCCUUAUGGGACGGAUACUUAUUCUAAAAUGAUAUAAGAGAUACAGAUAAUUUUGUCUGUUCCUUACAGAUGUCCUCCACACUGUUAGAAUUAAAUUUUGCGAGGUAAUGACAGGGUUUGGGAGUCUGUCCUCCACUGAACGACUUGGUUAUUUCUUUAAAAUGCUCCCUGGCCUACAAGAAGAGCUGAGUUAGCAGUCCCCAUUAUUAGUUUGCAAAGACAUCAUUAUGAAAGUGCACUUUAAAGAGCAACUUUGGAGCUGAGAGGACUGAGGUCAUCUGACGCGUAGUAUAGUCAUUCAAGAUUCUAUGUGCAUUCCUUGAGAAAAAAAAUUAACUUCUUAAUUUUGCAUCUGUCCUGCUUCCUCUCACCAUUCUUCCUUGUUACCUGUGUUUCUUGCAUCUACUAGGGAGUGAAAAUGUCCCAAGUCUACUGUAAACUAAUAAAAUCCUCAUUCCCAAACAAAUUGGUUACCUCAGAAAGGGACAUUUUUACCCAGGAAAUUGUUCUGAUGGGUCAGUAAAGAAACACAUUUCAAAAUAGGACAGCACAUGCUCCUUAAAACAACCCCUUUCCUGUUUUCCUCCUUUCUUCCGCCUUGGCAAGUCUUCAUCUCAUGUAAGGCUGGGAGGUUGGGAACCUGUCAAGGCUACCUAAUUCCUCCCGGGGGUCCAGAUACUUCUGUGUCCUUUUCUCCCUUGCCCUGUGGAGCCUCUCUGCAGAUGUCAGUCCUUCACCGUCAGCUUCCUGGCUUCCUGCUGCAGUUUACCUUCAAGCUGCCUCAGUUUGGCUCUGCUUCUCCCUGGAAUCGGAGAGAACCACACUCCCUCUCUGUUUUCCACCAUGUCUUUCAGUGGUACUGUUUUCCGGCUUACCCGGAGUUGGGCGAAACUCCACAGAUCUCAAAUGCCAUGUGCCUUGUAACUGGAUUUCUCUGUCUUUCCUGCUGAUCCCUACCUCUCAUUAUUCCCAUUUCCCCAAGAAAGUUACCCUAAGACCACAUCACAGCUGAAAGUCUUCUCUGGUGCCCGUGACCACUUAGGUACACAUUCCCGAUCUCUGCUAGCACCCUGGACUUACCCAGGUCAUCAUAUUAAAACGACUUGUCUCUUAACUUUGCUCCCAACUUCUGAAAUCCGUAAGCCCCUCGAAGGAUUAUGACUUAUGUGAGUCUUUGUUCCAUGUUGGUGUUUGAAAGAACGACUACCUCUGGGCCUUCUCCCACAUGCCUUCCUGCUGGCCCACUGCUGCCUGAGUUGUCCAGAUCACUGAAUGCUAUCUGUAUAUAGUCCGACUCUGCCCACCCCAUUAGAGGAGCGCAGAAACAUUGCUUUUCCUGGGCUCCAAACCUGCUGUGUGCACGUGCAGAGUACCUUCUCUGCAGGGGACCCUCAGCACUCUGCCUGCACCACAGUUUUUAGAGCUUUAAGCUGUUAAUUAUUGCAUUUGCAAAUGAUUGAUCUCCCUUGCUUUCACUUGUGUUGGUUAGAGAGCUAUUUAAUAGUGGUCCUUGUUACGAUUUUCUUCCCGAAAUUCUCAUAAAAAGAAGCAGGUCUCCUGACCAAAUAAUAAUCUUUUAAUUUGUUUAAAUAAAUAAAAAGAACCUUUUUUUAAAAAACCAUAGUGAGCUCGCUUCCUUCACUAGCAUUGGACACUUUUACUGUUUCUAUUUCUCACGCGAAGAGCAGUCCACAUGAAGUUCUGAGUAAAUACAGUGGAGGUGGUUUUUAAAGUAAUGAAUAUGAUUUAAUAAGAACAAGUUUAGCCUUUAAUGAAAUAAUUUCUUAUAUUGGUGAAACCGGACUUUGUAAAAUAUUUUCUUUAUUUAUACAUUUUGUAACAAAGAAUCUUAUUUGUUGAAGUCAGAGGCAGGUUUUAUUAAACAAUAUAAACAGUAUUUGUUGUUUGGAUUUUAGUAAUUAUACAGAUAUAUUAUCUUUCCUACCUAUAUUUCAAGUUUGUAUUCUGUAAAAUGUAGUAUUUCAUUAAUUAUUAUUCAUUAAAGUCAUAUGUUAUUUUUGAGUCUAUAGUGGCAUUCAGAAGGAAGUGCUGAAUUUUUAUUUAUUUAUUUAUUUAUUUAUUUCAUUUGCAAAAGAAAGCUCAGUUCCAGUUCAUAGCUAACAAAGUUAAUAAAACAUUUGAAGAUAGAUACAUAGUUAAUGUCAGUAAGUUGCUUUGAAGAUAAAAAGCACAAUAAGCGUUAGUUAUUAUCAUUAUGAUAAUUAUUAUCAUUAUUAUUAUUACAUAGUGUCUGCUUAAAAAAUACCCUUAGUUUCUCUGGAAUGGCUGAGCCUAAUGAGAGAGGUUAAUAUGCUGGAUUUUAUCCAGGGCUGAGGAUUUGAGACUUAAUACACUAAAGAUUUUUUUUUCCCUUCAUUAGAUCAAGAUGUUUUUGUUCUUUCUGUCCCCUCCCCCAAAUUUAAAAAAAAAAAAAACUUCCUUUAGAUUUGGUAACCUGGGAGUUAUUUUUAAUAGUUUCUUUCCUUAUAUAACUUCUGAAAGCAUUGUCUAGAUUUUUUUUUUUAAGAGUCUGGAAAGUUCAUGAUGAAUUUCUUUUCACAGAUCUUGUCUGUUAGCUAACUAUUUAUAAGUUGAAGAGAGCCCAAAAUUAUAAUUUUUGUAUUUAAAAAAUAGAGCAUGAACCAUGGGAAUGAAGUAUGGAUACUUCGCUAGUCCUUAAUUUUUUUUUUUUUUUAUAAUGAGAGUCUGUCUUUGGGAAGUUGCAAAAAUAGCUCUUGCUAUAACCGCGUAAAGUAAUCUCAGUGAGAAUAUCUUAAGGGAGCUUCAUUAGAUUCUUCAGAAUGAAAACCUUCAGAAUUAAGUACAAUUCCAUACAAGGUAAAUCCCUUACAAGAUGACUGCAAAGAUCAGCAUCAGAAGCCCAGAGAAAAGAAAAUAUGGAAACAUUGUAGCAGGCAUAAAAGUCAGAUGUAGUCCCGGCUUCAUAAUCAAUAAGACAUUAGUGACAUGUCUGAAGAAGACAUUCCCUAAUAUUAUUGCAAAUUAAGUAAUAAAAGACCCCAAGAGAAUGAAAGAAAAGGUGGCUGGAGCCACUGAAUUACAAUUGACAACCUAAGGCAGUUGAAGAACCAAUUGCUGGGGGGAUCGCAAAGCUAUUCAUGUUGUGCAGCAGACAGGGCACAGCAGAAAGCUGGAACAAUGCCUUCUGUUCAGCAAUAUUGCUUCAAAAGAAUGGAGAGAAGGGGACGGGAAGAGCCACUGACCCCGAGACCGAUUUCCAGGCAGCUGCACAAACUAUAUACUGUAAUUAAAGGUUUUGACCAGUAAUCACAGCAGAGCCAGACCACAGAAAGUCUGGGGAGCCGGCAAGGUUCCUAAUGAGGCCGGCAUCUUUUACUACAGCGCGGAAAAAGCAGGUAAGAACACGGUCCUUUUCUGGACAUGAUGGAGAACACUCUGCUGUGUUCUCACAAAUAUGAAAAACAAAACAAACAAAAAACAAAAACCGUGUGCAGGGCCUCCUACCUCUGAAAAUAAAAACAUGAAAGAAAAAAUAAAA
Messenger RNA from Rattus norvegicus (Norway rat), 8260 nucleotides. The record is from RefSeq and is a predicted model, not a curated record. Lineage: Eukaryota; Metazoa; Chordata; Mammalia; Rodentia; Muridae.